Molecule: messenger RNA, 3785 nt
Organism: Callithrix jacchus (white-tufted-ear marmoset)
Lineage: Eukaryota; Metazoa; Chordata; Mammalia; Primates; Cebidae
Source: RefSeq, a predicted model, not a curated record
AGCUAGAUGAGUAUUGCAGCAACCCUUCUGGAAAGCAGUCAGGGCAAGUUGUGAAGAUUUUGGGGUACAAGUUUUAAUCGUUUGCACUGACUUAAGUCAGAGGAUAUGGGAUCGAGAUCUGCAAGAUGAGACAGAUUUUUGUCCCAUGGAUCUGAAAAGCAGGCUCAUCUGCUUCUGAGGCAACCGAAUCUAGGGCCCCGUGAGACCAUUCCCAUCAUAGUAUCGCAUUCUUCCAUUGAGACUAUUUUACGUCCUCGUGCCAUGACUGGACACCGAUUUGGUCUUGUGCGAAGUGCCAUUUGCUUCCUGUGACCCGCUCUUCUGAAUUUGUUUACAGACGCUCGAGAAGAUGACGAUGAGGAGCGGAGAUACGGAGACAGCAAAAAGAAACUGCUCGUGAGUCGAGUGGUCUACUCCCUGGCCUGUCAGCUGACGACGGAAGUCCCUGGCUUUCCAUGUUCUGCCCCAAAUGUCAUCACGGUGGCAUCUGGCAGGGCUGUUGCCGGACAAAUUCCAGGGGUGAACGUUCCAGAAGCCAUUGAGAAAUCCUGCUCCCAGCGGGAAAAUAACAAACCGGAUGUCGGAGUCCGCCGAAAUAGAUGUCUUCUGAGUGAGGUGGACUACUCCCUGAACUACCGGCUGAGGACAUACGAUGAUAAACAAGAGUAUAAUGUAAAACGGAAAUACAGAGACAGCAAAAGUAAACAUUUUACGAGUCAAGCGUCCUUCUGCCUGGGCUCUCGGUUGAAGACAGAAGUCCCUGGCUUUCUGUGUUCUGCCCCAAACGUCCACAUGGUGGCGUCUGGCGGGCCUUUCAGAAUAAACCCAGAGGUGAACGUUCCAGAAGGCAUUGAGAAAUCCGGCUCACAACAGGAAGAAAACAAACCAAAUGUCGGAGCCAGCAAAAACAGACUUCUUCUGAGCCAGGUGGCCUACUUCCAGAACUACCAGAUGAAGACAGACAAAGAUCGAAAAGGUCACGACGAAGAACAGAAAUACAGAGACAGGAAAAAUAAACUUAUGAGUCAAGUUGCCUACUACCUGGGCUGCCGGCAUAAGACGGAAGUCCCUGGCUUUCUGUUAUCUGCUUCAAACAUCAGCAAGGUGGCAUCUGGCCGGCCUCCUUACAGAAAAUACACAGAGGUGAACGUUCCAGAAAGCAUUGAGAAAUCCUGCUCCCAGCAAGAAAAUAACAAACCGAAUGUCCGAGUCAGCAAAAAUAGAUGUCUUCUGAGUGAGGCGAACUACUCCCUGAACUGCCGGCUGAAGACCUACAAUGAUCAAAAAGAUCAUGAUGAAGAACAGAAAUGCAGAGACAGCAAAAAUAAACAUCUUAGGAGUCAAGCGGCCUACUACCUGGACUGCCGGCUGAAGACGGAAGAAAGUCAAGGUGAUGUUGAGGAAGAGGAGGAGAAAGGGCCAGUGCCUCCCAGGAAUCUGCAGGAGUCUGUGGAGGAGGAAGCCCCCCAGGAGUCCUGGGAUGAAGGUGAUUCGACUCUCUCAGUUCCUCCUGGCCCAUCUGCCUUCAAUGAGACUUUGAGGAGCAACUUGCACUCAUUAGAGGAGCAGCAAGUCAUCUCGGCUGUUGACAUAGACAAGAUUAAAAAUGACCAAGAAGAAGAAGAAGACCAAGGCCCACCAUGCCCCAGGCUCAGCAUGGAGCUGGUGGAAGCAGAAGAACCUGAAGUCUUCCGGUCCUCACUGGAUGUAUUGUAUUCAACUUAUGCAGCUUAUCCUGAGUUUUAUUUCACAUGCCAGGCUUACACAUAUGUUACUUUUUUAUUUGUGGAAGAGCGUGUUCGCUUGACUUUGGACAUGGACAGUAGGUUUCUUACUAUGACGGUGACAAGACUCCUCCCCCUGGUCUCCCGGGUAGGGGUCAUAUUUCCACACUAAGACAACGUGUCACGUGGGACUCUGCCAGUGCAGAGUAUGAACACCACCAUGUUCUUGCUGAAACACUUAGCCUGAGUUCCAUAGCCUGAGGUAAUCUCCAGACAGCUUCAGAAUGUAGAGCAGUGAGCAGCACAAGUGACCUUUCUCCUUCAGAAAGCCCAUGUCACCACAAAUCACACAACUAAAAGGAGAAGAGACAUUUUGGGUUGAAAAGAGUAAAAAGAUAAUGUAGCUACAUUUCUUUAGUUCUUUUGAACCCAAAGUGUCUCCUCACCUUUUGUUGUUGUCAUUGAUGGUGGUGACAUGGGCUUGUUUGUAGAGGACAGGUCAGCUGUCUGACUCAAAGCUCUACACUCUGAAGUUGUCUGAAAAUGUCCUCAUGAUUAAAUUCAGGAUAAGUGUUUUCCCGGGACACUGCAGGGUCAAUGCUACCUCACCCAUCUGCAGGCAGAGAAGGUCCCGUGUAUCUCCCACCGUGAUUGUGAUACCAGGACUGUUCCACCAUUUGUGUUCCACCAUGAUCGUGAUACCAGGACUGUUCCACCAUUUGUCUACCAUCAUGAUCCUGAUACCAGGACUGUUCCACCAUUUGUGUUCCACCAUGAUCGUGAUACCAGGACUGUUCCACCAUUUGUCUCCCACCAUGAUCGUGAUACCAGGACUGUUAAACCAUUUGUCUGCCGCCAUGAUUGUGACACCAGGACUGUUCCACGAUUUGUCUACCACCAUGUUCGUGGUACCAGGACUGUUCCACCAUUUGUCUAUAACCAUGAUUGUGAUACCAGGAAAUGACUGUUUGUCUAUUACCAUGAUCGUGAUACCAGGACUGUUCCACCAUCUGUCUACCACCAUGAUUGGGGUACCAAGACUGUGUUACCUUUUAUCUACCAUUAUGAUUGUCAUACCAGGACUCUUCCACCAUUUGUCUAUCAUCAUGAUCGUGAUACCAAAACUCUUCCACCAUUUGUCUACCAUCAUGAUCGUGAUACCAGGACCGUUUCACUAUUUGUCUAUCACCAUUAUCGUGAUGCCAGAUCUGUACCUUUCAGAGACAGCUUAUUUAUACCGAAGUAAUUGGAAAAAUGGUUUUUUAAAAGUAUUAAUAUGCUGUGUUCAAAUGACCAUUCCCUAAACAGUUUCUUCAUUAAUCAUCCCCGGUGGUGUCAAUUAUUAUAUUUAUAUCUCUCUACUGGAAAUUUUCAAUUUUUCCUGUAUCUUUGCUUUUCCUAGUUGUCUGUUGUUGGAAAAAAAAUUUCCUGCCUGCAUUUUAAUUUUUGCCAAAGUUAAUUUUAAUUUAUACUAUUAAAAUUUUUUCUCUUAAGACUGUCAGCACAUAAGGCCACAGCAAAACAGAAUUCACUGAUUUUGAAGCCUUUGUUGAUUUGUUGCUGACAAGAGACAUAGUUUUCUUAGUUAGCUGGUAAUAUCUAUUUAAGUGAGCAGCCAGGGAAAUGUCUAUCAGGCUAAGGACAUGCAAAGCCCAGGCCAUUCUCUUUGAGUCUUUUAAACUAUUUCAAAAGAGAAGAGAAUAGGUAGAUUCCACAUAUGUGGACAGGAAGGAGAAUACACUAAAAGCAACAGACAACUAUUUCCCAAAACAGAAUUGAAAAUUAGAUUUAAAUAAACAUACAGCAUUAAAAUUCAUUAAACAUUUUCUCAUGAAAUGUAAUCUCUCUAAACUUACCUGUUAUAUGAAAGUCAGUUCUUAAUAUUCCACACUGCAUUGACUGUUGACAUUCAUAAGAACAUAUUUCAAGUUUAUUAUUUGAAAAUGCAAAUGGACUGUAAUUUUUUUGCAGCAAUCUUUUUAAGAUUGAAGAUUUUAUUCAAAAUAAAACCAGAGAUUUUAAAGAUUGAAAAUGACAUUAAAAUUUAUCUUCUCAAAAUAA